GGAGCAGAGGGGGAAAGGAAUAGGGAGACUGUGGCAGAGAGUGAAAAAGGGAUAGAGAGACUGGAUGCAGGGAUAGAGGGAGAGAAAAAAGAGAAAGGGACUGGGACACAGAGGUAGAUAGAGAAAGAGAGAGAGACCAGGGCACAGAGAUAGAGGAAGAGAAGAGACAGAUUAUUGGGGAGUGGCGUGAGAGACUUCCCAAACUGGAAGCGGAAAGAUAGAGGACAGAGACUGAGAUACUGAGAGAAAGGGAGAGUGAAAGGGGACGGAGAAAGGAGUGGUGGUUAGGAAUUAAGUGUAGAGUCACGGAGAGGCUGAGAGAGAGUUUAGGACAUUGACAGAAAGCUAGAAUCACAGAGAGGUACCGGUGAACACAGCAGAGAGGGGGAGACCCUCCAACAGGCUGUGUGACAUCUUAAGUAUUGGACACGGAGGGUUAGGCUAAAGAGAGAGAGUGAGAUUCCCCCAGUCAGGGUGGAGAUCACAAUGUCCACUAUAGGAGUGGGAAGCUACAACUGGAGCCACCCUGAGACCCGGGCACGGCUGGAAGAGCUCUUCUUCCGAGGGACGGGUUUCAUCCGGGUGGGGAGCGAGGAAUGCCGGGAGUUCUGGAGCUUCCUGGAGCGCUACCAGCGCUUUCAGGAGAGGCAGAGGGAGAGGAAGGGGGCAGAGCGACAGGCAGGGGAGAGGAGGAAUGAGAAAAGAAGAGGGAACGAGAGGAGGAGAGAGGAAGGGGGGAAGGAGGGUAAGGAAAAAGGGUUGGUUCUGGACGUGCCGAUGGAAUACGACGCCAGUUACCGGAUUAACCUGUCGGUGGUGACAGGGGACGUGGAGCCGGCGGCCUGCGGGGUGGGGGGGGAGAGGAGGAGGAAGAGGAGGAGAGGAGGGGACAGGGCCGAGCCGGGGGAGGGGGAGAUUCCGCGGGGGGAGAGGGCCGCCUUCCGCCAGGCGCUGCGGCACUACGCCGAGUUCCGGCAGAAGCAGGCGUUCGGGCGCCUGGCCCAGCUGCUGCGGUCCCGGCGGGCGCUGCCCGUGGCCGGCUACCGGGCCCGGCUGCUGGAGCUGGUGCGGGGCAGCCCGGUGGUGGUGGUGGCGGGCGACACGGGCUGCGGCAAGUCCACCCAGGUGCCGCAGUACCUGCUGGAGGACUGGGCGCAGGCGGGCGAGCGGCUGGCCUGUACCCAGCCCCGCCGCAUCGCCUGCCUCUCCCUGGCCCGGCGGGUGGGGCUUGAGAGCUUGGACCCCUCGGCGGUGGGCUACCGCGUCCGCUUCGAGGCCCAGGCCCCGCCCGGCGCCCGCCUCCUCUUCCUGACCGAGGGCCUCCUCCUGCGGCAGCUCCAGGCCGCCGGCCCCGCCCUCGAGCGCUACCGCGCCGUCAUCGUCGACGAGGCCCACGAGCGGCACCUCCACUCCGACUUCCUCCUCGGGGUCCUGCGGGGGCUGCAGGCCGCGAGGCCCGGCUUCCGCCUCCUCCUCAUGUCGGCCACCAUCAACGUCCAGCUCUUCUCCCGCUACUUCGACGGCGCCCCCAUUCUCCAGGUCCCUGGGAGGCUCUUCCCCAUCAAGGUGAUCUACCAGCCCAUCGAGGAGGCGGACGGGGAGAGCGGCGAGCGCUUUCAAGCCGGACCCUACCUGAGGGUAAUGCAGGCCAUCGACCAGAGGUACCCAGCCGAGGAGCGGGGGGAUCUGCUGGUCUUCCUGAGCGGGGCGGCCGAGAUCGGGGCCGUGGCAGACGCAGCACGGACCUACGCCAACCUCACCAAGCGCUGGAUCGUGCUCCCCCUUCACAGCGGGCUCUCAGCAACAGAACAGGACAAGGUUUUCGACAUCGCCCCACCAGGUGUCCGGAAGUGCAUCGUAGCUACGAACAUCGCAGAAACGUCCGUUACGAUCGAUGGCGUGCGUUUCGUUGUGGAUUCUGGAAAGGUCAAAGAGAUGAGCUACGACCCGAAGGCCAAGAUGCACCGGCUGCAGGAGUUCUGGAUCAGCCAGGCCAGCGCCGAGCAACGCAAGGGGCGGGCCGGCCGCACGGGGCCUGGGGUCUGCUACCGCCUGUACGCCGAGUCCGAUUACGACGCCUUCGCCCCCUACCCGGUGCCCGAGAUCCAGCGGGUGGCCCUUGACGCCCUGGUGCUGCAGAUGAAGAGUAUGGGGCUCGGAGACCCGCGAACCUUCCCCUUCAUCGAGCCCCCGCCCCUGGCUAGUGUGGAAACAGCUGUCCAGUAUCUGCGGGACCAGGGAGCACUGGACAGCGGCGAGAAUCUCACCGCCGUCGGGAGGCUCCUGGCACAGCUGCCCGUCGACGUGGUCAUCGGGAAGAUGCUGAUCCUAGGCUGCGCGUUCGAGAUUGUCGAGCCGGUGCUGACCCUGGCUGCGGCUCUCAGCCUGCAGUCCCCCUUCGUCCGGAGCAGGCAGACAGACCCCGACUGCGCGACGGCCCGCCGGCCCCUGGAGAGCGACGAUGGGGACCCCUUCACCCUGCUCAAUGCAUUCGAGGAGUGGCUGCAGGUUAAAUCCGAGAGAAGGACCGAUUCCCGGAAGUGGUGUCGUCGGAGGGGUCUGGUGGAGCAGAGACUGUACGAGAUGGUCAACCUGCGGCAGCAAUUCAAGACCUUGCUGAGGGACCACGGGCUCCUGAGGGUGGAGAGCACCACGGACGAAGGCAGCUACCACAGGCAAAGGCGCCACCGGGAGCGGCGGGAGCUGCAGCGAGCGAAGCGGCUUCACGAGGAGCAGGACGGGCGUCGGCGGAAACUGCUGCGCCUGGAGGAGGAGGGUGCCGGCUCGUCAGAGGACGAGGGGCCGAGUGGCCUCUCCAGGGGGGACCGGGCGCUGGACAUUCAGGAUGUGAAGUUUAAACUGAAACACAAUGUGAAGGAUCUGGAAGCUGCUGCCAGCUCCUCCUGGGACCUGGGCACUCGCCGCUUCCAACUCCUCAAGUUGCUGAUGUGCCGGGGCCUCUACCCACAGCUGGCAGUGCCAGACGAGUUCAACACUUGUCGCAAAGACUCGGAGCAGGUCUUCCACACAAAGGAUAAACAGGGGGUGGUCCUGCAUCCUACCAGUGUUUUCGCCAGCAACCCCUCGCUACUGUACCCCAAAGAGGGCAAAGAGAAAGAACAAGCACAGGGUCCGGAUGACCCACAGAGCAGCCAGCAGCAACUCCUGGCCUUUGUGUCGCUCCUGGAGACCAGCAAACCCUACCUGCUGAACUGUGUCCGAGUACCUGCCCUGCAGACUCUGCUGCUGCUGGGGCGCUCUCUGGACACCAGCGCCGACUGCAGGCGCCUGGCCGUGGACGGCUGGCUGGAAGUGUCGCUGGGAGACCCGGAAGCGGGCGCGGGGAUCCUGUCCACCGUCACCAGGCUGCGGGAUAGCUGGGAGCAGGCGCUGAGCGCCCAGCUGCAGGCGGCAGAGCGCCGGGGACUGCCACGAGGCCAGGAGGACGACGAGCAGGAGGAGGAGGAGGAGCAGCGGAAGCGCAGGCGGGCGACGGACACCCUGUGCCGGCAGCUGCUGGAGUUCCUCGAGGCCAAGGUGCCGUACACCCUGCGUCGUCUGACAGGCCUGGAGAAGCAGCAUCUGUAUGUGGGUCCUCAGACCGUGAUGGCCAUGUCAAGUCUCCCGGGAUUGGAUGCCGGUCUCGGCCAUUGUCAACCAGACCCAGUGAAAGGUGGAGUCGCAGUGACUGAUUACCUCACGUAUAACUGUCUGAUGGACAAUCAGGAUUUUUACAGCGAGUGCCUCCGAACUUUCUGGUCCUGUCCGACCUGCGACCUCUACAUGCCGUUCACCCCCUUGGAGCGGAUGCAGCAUGAGGCGAGCUGCGCGAAGGAGGGUCGCCAGGAACUGGCCGCUGCCAUCGCCUCCCCCGAUCUCGACGCGGCCCCGCAGGUGGCCUCUGCCCUCCGGCUCCCCUACCGGUGUGAGGCCUGCGAGCAGGACUUCCUCUUCACCCCCACCCAGAUCCUCAAACACAAGAUGCAGCACAGACGGACAUGACGUUUUCGGGGGGUCGGGGGGGAAUAAUAAGCUUCCCCCUCCCACUCCGCCUCCCCAGAGGAUGCGUGCAAACAGCUGCCUUUUAAUUGAACAGAAAUAUAUAUUUUUUUGAGUAUCGCUGGGACAUUAAAAAGAGAGAGCCAGCCCGUGGGGGGGGCAGCUUUUUAACUG
This is a messenger RNA of Carcharodon carcharias (great white shark), 4173 nucleotides long. It is a transcript of the gene dhx34, whose product is annotated as DEAH (Asp-Glu-Ala-His) box polypeptide 34. Lineage: Eukaryota; Metazoa; Chordata; Chondrichthyes; Lamniformes; Lamnidae. The record is from RefSeq and is a predicted model, not a curated record. Gene Ontology annotation, molecular function: RNA binding; ATP binding. Gene Ontology annotation, biological process: nuclear-transcribed mRNA catabolic process, nonsense-mediated decay. The transcript has 16 exons. The coding region runs from base 487 to 4002 and encodes 1171 amino acids. Gene Ontology annotation, cellular component: intracellular anatomical structure.